AUGCAAAAACUACAAGAUAGCGUAUUUUCCAUCGUUAAAACAACAAACCUCGCUCCUGGUGUAUUUAGUUUCUUACAGCCAAACGAAGAUUUUACUGAUAAAACUCCACUGGGCGGAAUUCUUAAAGAUACCAGACAUGGAUGGUUAGCGCUUGGUCCUAAGUUCUGCGUUGUCGAUCUUAGGAGCGGGCUGAAAGUUGCGGCGCGCACUUUUGGUUCUAGUGCGAGCAACAGCCGCAUCACAGUUACAAGUGUUGUGGAACUUCCAACACCAUUGACAGAUAACUCCAAUCAGCUUCUAAUAAGCUUAGAUUAUGAUAAUGUUUCUGGUAUGAUAUGUGUACUACAUGUCAAUGGAUCGCAGAUUCUCCGUUGCAUACAGACUGAAGUUGUUAUUACUGAACUGGCUGUAUGUGACGAUACACCAGAAGGACCAUUUAUGGCAUUUGACAAUAUAGUUGCUGCAGGAACUAGAAGAGGCGAGAUUUUAGUCUUUGAUCUGAACAGAGCUAGUUUGAUUCAAGCAUUAAAAGACAUUUCACAAGGUUAUGAGCAUUUAGUCUUAAAUGAAGAUAAUGCAACUAACAUAAAAUUUUUGCCUUUAAAGAAUUUACAUCAAAUUGAUGAACAAAGAGAUUUAGCUAUAGAAAAUGAUGAUCAUUUAGGUGUUAUAUUGAAUGAAGACUCCCUGUUUGAAGGGCAGUACAUUUUUCGUAAUCCAGAGGGUACUGUCAGAAUGAAAGCCAAGAGAGAUCAUAUACGAGUGACAAGUUUACAGUAUAUACCGCAAUUAGGAAGUUUAGCUGUUGGUUAUAAUUUUGGGGCCUUCCAAAUUUGGAAUCUUUUGAAUUUGGACUUAGAAUUUACUUCUCAAGUUAACGUUGACUGCUUGCCUGUCACUCAUUUUGGAUUUCAGGAGCCAUGUGAUGACCCUAGAGCAUUUUGUUACCUAUGGGUUGUAUUCUCAGUAAUAGAUAGAUUUGAGGAAGAAGAAUUUCCACUGGCAGUGAUGUACUCAUUAACAUACCAAGGGAAAAGGAUACUGUCAGAAACAAAGUGCUUAUAUCAGGAUUUUUCCUCAGCUACAAUUCGGUUUCAAGUUGAGCUAAGUGCUUCAGAGGAUGUCAACUACCUUCUUGGUGGCAGAUGCGUCUCUUGUCAUACAUAUUCUAUUGCAUCACCUUUGGGAGAGGAAGGCGAAGAUACGAUGCUUAAUAUUUGCCAAGUAGUUUGGGAAUGUUGGGGUGAAAAUGCCACAACUGCUGCCCAAUAUGGGAUGCUGUUAUUUGACUUAGAUCAAUGGUAUAAAGACCAAAUGCCAGCAACAUACCGUUUGGAGAGCAGCGCUUUUAUGAGUGUGACUUGGUUGGCUGCCUUGGGCUCUGGAAGGCUGGCAUUGGACGCUCGACUGCACCCUGCCUCAGUAGUUCCCUACUCUCAUGCCACACGUCUCGAGGAGCACUUUUUUCCCAAUUCCCUGCAGUACAAUUGCAUAUGCCUGAACACGUCAGAAGUAAAUGUUCUCCGUACCGUUGGUGUGCAACGACAAAUCAUAAACUCUAUUGAUGAGGCAGGGCCUACGUCAUUGCUCUCCCCCGCGAGGUUCUAUCAUGCCUGCGUGACAGCUGGACUGUCACCUCUAUAUGCUGAUAUCUACACACAUUCGUAUGAGAGAAAUGUCAGUCAGGAGGAGCAACGUAGAUUUCUGUUAUCAGUGGCGCUGGAAGCGAGGCUGUCGCGAUUCUUGAAGCGUUGCGCUCAUGACUGGGCCACUGGCACCCACAGCGGUCUGGGUUGCACCCUGGACUUUCUUGUUGACUGGUGCUGGAAACGGGCUAUUGAACUGAAAGAAAAUGCGAAAGAGCUGGCUGCUCCAUUAUUUACUUCGUCUACAUUGCCUGAUAGGAACAUAGUAAGAUGUCUGGAGUACUGUGUUCAACAAUUGACCCAAUUGACUGGCCUUUUAGAUGCGAUCUUGACAAAGUGCUGCAAUCUAGUCGUACCUGAUGCCCUCAGCGAGAUGGAGGAAAAGCACAAGGGCGUUGGCACCGUGGCGCUGUAUUUCCAAGUGGUGCAGUGGUUUUUACGAGUGGGGCUACUUCCGGAGCGGCACGAUGCCUUCGGAGUCCUGCCCUACCCGUCGGACCAGCUCUACGGUCUCUACAAGAAGAGGCGUCUCAAGCUUCAUCGUUUACAAAACAAUGCACCGCAAGACGAGGAGGCCGCCCAGAAAUCAUGUUCGCUUCUGUACAUUGAUCAGCUCUUGGAACAUGAAUUUGGAGGGCAGAGAGUGCAUCAGAUGUGGCUGAAAGGUGGCAGCGAAUGCGGAGGCUUGUACCCACCCCCAUCGCUCUACUGCCUUCUCCGACUCUAUCUGCUUCCGGAUAUCGCCGAAGAACACAAGCAUUCUCUUGUUCUCUACCUGCUGUUAGACUAUUCAAUGCUGUAUGACGACAUGAGAUACGAAGCGAUAAUCCGAAGACUGAUGCAGUUCCCGACCAUGUUUGGACUAAGCAACACCGCAAUCAAAGCUACGCAGGCAUUCUGGCAUCUGGACCAUAGAGAUUUCGACUUCGCGCUGGACCAGCUGCAGUGUCUGAGCGGCAACACGCUCUCGGAGUGGCAGCACAGCGUCGUGCUGUCCUCCUUGCUCGCGCAGAAGAAGAGCCAGGCGGCGCUGCAGUACCUGCACGUGCGCAAGCCGGCGCCCGCGCGCGACAGGGACGGCGAUAGCGGGAGGAGCGGCAACGCGCGCGCGGCCCGCGACAAGCUGGACGACUGGCGGCCCUGCUGCGACCUCUACCUCGCCAGGGGCCUGCUCUUCGAGGCGCUGGACGUCGUGAGGGUGCAAGUGCAGAAUGCCCCCUCUGACGAGGAGAGGGUGCAAGUGCUCAAUUUCUUCUUCAAAGGUUGCCGUAACACAGGCCAACUGGCCAAAAUUCUUCAAGCGACACUGUUACCAACGGAGGAGGAAGUCUUCAUAAAAUAUUUAAAAGACUGCAAUGAUGCGCAAACGUCGGAUAUACUUAUCAUGUACUAUCUACAACAGGCAAGGUACCUGGAGGCGGAGGAGUACAACAUCAAGCUGAAGGAGGGCCGCGGCCGCGCCAAGGAGCUGUCCACGUCCGCUGAGUCGCUCGCCGAUCAGGUGGAGCGGUGCCACACGCGCGACACGCUGGUGGGCGCGGCGUGCGCGGCGUUGCCGUCCAUCGCGUGCCGCGUGGCGCGCACCGCCGGCAUGCAGCUCGAGCCGCACGUGAUUGUCCCAAAACCGAUGUCCGUUUACGUUAAAGCCAAGUCACCUAAGAACACGUUCACAUACAAAUCUUCCUUCAUUCAGGACACAAUCGAGAACGCAAGUGAAACGUGGAUCAACAAGCCCAAACUGAGGAAGGGACUCAAGCGGGCGUUGGAAAUCGAGGACACUCCGUUCAUUUGCACGCCGAAAUUAAAUCGCACCAAAAGCCUCUUUUCGGCGGAGCGCGAAAUGGCCGAGACGCCGCCCGCGAAGCGGGCGAGGCACCCGGCCGGCAGCCCUGUCGGGCGUGGCAGCGGUGGCGGCGGUGGCAGCGGUGGCAGCGGUGGCGGCGGUGGCAGCCCGCGUGGCACGUUCCGGGCCAGCCGCCAACUGAGCGAGCAGAUGGCGGCGCUGCUCGACAUGCCCGAGGCGAACAGCCCCCGCCGGGAAGAAAGCCGCGCCGGCACCCCGCACAGCAUCCUCAAGAACCGGAGAAACGAAGUACUGGGCAGGGACGCGGCGUCUCCAGUAGAUUCCCACUACUUGGCCGACAGCGACGACGAGCUUCUGGAGACUGGAAGCAACCACACCUGUUACAGCGAUUCCAAGCAACUGAGGUUCCGGAUCCCGCCGGGCUCCGAGUCCGGUUCGGGCAGCCCGUCGCCCGUCCCUGUCGCACUGCACCGGCCCGACAGGGACAGGGAUACGCCCGACGCACGCGAACGUGUCGAUAGCCCUCAUCCAAUGGAAUCACCGCCGAAGAAGCUGGCGACCGAGGGGAGACCAGAAUCGAGAAAAUCAUAUAAGGAUUCGGUUCGUGCCAGACGUUCACUGUCAAUGUCGGCGAACAGCAGCCUAUCCGACGACCCCAACGCUUCGAUCGAGAGCAUCGCCGACAUUCCCGUCACCCUCAUCAACCCGCGCUACCGACCUUCCCCCGCCGUGUUAGCCGAGCCGUCUAUCGCCAAGAAGCUUCCAGAAGAUGACGCGUCCUUCUGCGCCAAGAAGCCUCCAGAGGAUGACGCGCCCUUCUGCGAGCUGAGGCCGGUGCCCGCCACGCCCAAAGGGAGGAGGGGCAUCAGGGAGAUCGGCGCCGAAAGCACGCCCCUCGUUAACAGAAGUGGCACCGCCACUCCUGAAAGGCAAGACUCACCAACAAUUGCAGCAUUAAGAGCGAACAGAGCCACCAGGAGCCGUUCGCGCACGCCCGAGGCGCUGCCGCCCAUCGCCGAGCAGCCGCGCGCCGAGCUCAGCACCGAGCCGCACGCGACCGACACCGCGCUCAGCCUGCCCAGGAGGCUCAGGAGUAGAUCUCGCACGCCCGAUUUGCUGGAGAAGGGCGUCGCUCAGCCGCCGACCUUGGAAGCCAUAACCGAAGCCCCAACACAACCUGACGCGGAGCCUCAAUCGCCCAGCCGACGUAGCUUAAGAAGCAGAUCACGCACGCCCGAUCUAUCGGAGAAAGUGGUCGUGCAGCCACCAGUAUUGGAAGCCAUCAGCGAAUCACCCACGAGGUCAUCAAAUUCCGAAUCAUCUUCACCAAGCCGUCGAAGUUUGAGUAGCCGUUCCCAUACCCCAGAAGUUGAGAAAAUGCCCGAGCAACCUGUCAUUGGCAGCCCACGUAGUUUGAGGAGCCGAUCGAACACACCGGAGAAGCUUAUCACACCGAAAAAGGACAACGCCGCGAAGGGACGCAAACCGUUGUCCAGAAUUGUGUUGGAAGCGAACGCCUUCGCAAAAACCAAGCAAGCGACGGAAGAGGCGAAAUCGGAACCGAAGCAGACCGCAGAGAGCUCCGAAGCGUCCAUAGAAUGCACACCCAUGAAGACCAAACCCACGAGCUUGAUGGACGUGACGUUCUCGCCGAUAGUCAACCAGUCAGUGCUGCAGAGCUCCGAGAGCCUGUCGGUGAGUGGAUUACAAGCGAACGAGUCGAGCCCCGCCACGGGCUCGAACCCGCUGCCCGCCUUCGCCACGAUCCACGAGGUGUACUCCGAGAGGUCCGUGCUGCAGAGCUACCAGAGCAGCGUGGAGCAGUCGUCCCUCCGCGAAGAGUCGAGACUGGUCGUGACGAAUACACCGGACGGCGAAAUCCAAUCGCUGCCCGCCUUCACCACCAUCAACGAGACGGACUUCAACAGAUCGAUCCUGGAGAGCUACGAGAGCAGCCUCGCCGAGAGCUCGGCCGACGGUAAGGUGGACAAAGCCGAGGAGGAGCCGAUCGCACCCCGCUUGGAACUCAAAUCGUUGGACGACACGGAAUUCGGCAAAUCCGUGCUCGGCGGCCACCAGAGCAGCGUCGAUAAUACAGACCUGGCGAAAUCCGCGCUCAAAGACGCCUCAAGCCUGAUGACCAGCGACAGCGACGCAGAUAUAAGGGACCAGCAGAAGUGGAAGUACGACGGCGGCGACACGGCGAGGGACAUCCAGAGGGAGAAGGAGCGGAUUGUGGAGAUCGAGCGGGAGAUUAACGAGAUCGAGGGGGAGUUUUCCGAGGAGGAAGGGGACGGGAGCACCGACGGGGAGAUCGUCGUGGGCGAGGAGGAAGAGGCGGAGGAAGAACAGUCCAGUGAUAGUGGCUCCGGCGACGGAAGCUCCAAUGACGAAGCUUCCGGUUCUGAUAGCGACGACGAAAUCAUAUCAAUCGCCGAUUCUGAUUCGGAGCCCGAAUCAAGCAAACGGAAAUCGGGAGAACAAAUAACAGAUGAGGGUCCGAAGGUACAGGAGAGCGUUGAAUCACAAACAGAAAGAAUCAUCGAAGUACACGUUGAGACAAACACGGAGACCGCUAGAGAAAUUACUUCGGAAGCGAACAAUGAAAAACUGGAAGAACAGGAUAACAAACCAAACGAGAGGAUCAUCGAAGUUGUACUGGAAAACACGAGUAACGCGAAAACUGAGGUAUCCGCUCGCGAAGAACAAUCGACGGAUGUCUUGAAUCAAGCCAAUUUCUCCUUAUUAACUGAUGACAACUCCGCUACGGACUCUGAUGUUAAUCUUACCUAUUCGGAUGAUAGCAAAGACAAGGAGGAAGCAAAAGAAGGCGAAGAAAAUCCACCUUCAGAGAAAGUUACAGGUUCACCGCCAGUGGAGGUGCAAGUGGAGGUAAUGGUCGAACAAGUCGCUCCUACGGAUGAGGGUAAAAUUGAAGAUGAACCGGCGACUGAAGCUAUGGACGUUGUCGACUCCACGGAAAUAAAGAUACCGCCAAUCGGCGCCGAAGAGAGAAUCCCAGAAGAGCCCAAAAUCGAAGGCACCGAAGCAGGAGCUACGACUCAAGUGGAGGCCAAAGAACCCGAAGCGGAGGAACCUAAACCCUCCCGAAAACGCACAAUAUCUUUCGCUGAAGCCACGAAGGAACCGGAAACCUCCGUGGCGGGGGAUCCCGUGGAGAUAUCUAUGGAUAUGCCAAAGACCCCUGUCACGCGCAAACGUAGCCAGUCGAUCUCGUCGAACAAGUCCGCCGCGGAGGCCGAACAGAGCAGCCCCGACGACACGAGCAGGGGCGGAGAAGUGACCCCAGGCAGAAGACGCCCAAAGACCCCCACGACAGAAGUGAGGAAGAUACUCACGAGACGCGCCUCCAAGGAGCUGGCGGCGAAGGGAGAGGAAGUGGAAUCGCCAUCGCUCGACGACUCCCUUACACCGAGGAGGCGCUCCACUCGCUCUAGAAGUAGGAACGUGAACGACGACAACGCCAGCGUGGCGUCCGACGUCUCCGCCAAAUCGGCCCGCAGCAGAGCGAGCGAAGAGGCGCCGGCGAAGCCAGCGGCGAGGAAAGGCAGGAAGUCCAUUCUGAACACGAAGACCGACCUCUCCGUCAUACCGGAAGUGGCCGCUGAGGAGGCGGCGCUCAAAGCGGAAGUCGCCGCGGAAGCCAACGAGUACACCGCCACCAGGAGACUGACCCGCAACCAGAAGUCGGUGAUGGAGUCCUGGCUUCAGCCGGCGGCGCCCAGGGGCAGACGCGCCAGCGCCGCCUCCAGGGCCUCCAGGACCUCCGAAGCCUCCAAGGCCUCUGAGACCUCCUUCGAGGAGGAGGAACGCGCCCCCGACCCCCUCGAGAUGGACCGCAUCGCGCUCCUAGACAAAGAGGAUUACCAAGGGCCGCCCGACGCGGAGGAGUUGCGGCGCGCCUCGCCCGUCCCCCUUACCCCGGACGCCCCUAGGCCACUACCGCGUUUGGCCCGUGCUGCUUCCGAGUCGAAGUCGGCGCCGACGACCAAACAGACACCAAGAAGGACGUCCGUCGACAUCGCCGCGACCCAGUUCGGCUCCCCGGCGGAGGCGAGUCCGGUGCGCGGCCGAAGGGCCUCCUUCAACCGCGCCUGCGAGGCGCUCCACACGCCCAAGGGCAAGGCCACGCCGGACCCCAAGCAAAGGGCCGAAUCUGAGAGCGCGGGGAAUGUCACUCCCAAAAGGAAGCCGAGGCGCGCCUCUACGCAGUCGGACGUCGCGACCCCCGACACGGAAAGUGGCAAAAGAUCUAGAAAAACCGCUGCUGGGAGAGCAGCCGAA
Iphiclides podalirius (scarce swallowtail) is the source of this 7755-nucleotide messenger RNA. Lineage: Eukaryota; Metazoa; Arthropoda; Insecta; Lepidoptera; Papilionidae. The record is from the annotation of a GenBank genome assembly.